This is a messenger RNA of Anoplopoma fimbria (sablefish), 2606 nucleotides long. It is a transcript of the gene pot1, whose product is annotated as protection of telomeres 1 homolog. Gene Ontology annotation, molecular function: telomerase inhibitor activity; G-rich strand telomeric DNA binding. Gene Ontology annotation, biological process: regulation of telomere maintenance via telomerase; telomere capping. The transcript is spliced from 20 exons. The coding region runs from base 81 to 2513 and encodes 810 amino acids. Gene Ontology annotation, cellular component: nuclear telomere cap complex; chromosome, telomeric region. NCBI's taxonomy places the organism in Eukaryota, Metazoa, Chordata, Actinopteri, Perciformes, Anoplopomatidae. The record is from RefSeq and is a predicted model, not a curated record.
UGCUAUCCGGUUCCUAACACGCAUGCGCGGAAGAGCAGCCUGUCAAUUCGAAACCACGCGAGGGAAAACAAAGUGACGUCAUGCCUCGGGGAGUGAUGCUGGAGGGGGCGGGGCCAGACGCCCAGGUACCAGCACACCUGACCAGGGUUCCCAUCUCGCUCAUCGUUACCAACGGCGACUUCUCCGACAAAACAGUCAAGGGGAAAGUGGUUCGUAAAGGCCCGCUGGUGUCGUUAGCGUCUGACAACUUCCUCCUGAAGACUGUCAUUCAAGAAGAAGAUUCCUCGCCGAACACCUCGUCCCAGAACCUGUCGAUCAACGUCGUCCUGUUCGGAGCGCUGGCCAAGGACUUCAGUCAACAUGUCAAUCAAGGGGACGUGGUCGUGGCCUCUGGGUUCUCCGUGGGCAGAUCUCCCACGGUUCACAAGGACAAGCUGCACCCCUUUAACCUGCUGCUGUCUGGGGACGACGCCUGUGUUUACGUGUCCCGCCCGUCGCCGUCGCCGCCUCCUCCUGAUCCGGGAUCCUCGCCGGCCGCCAAGAGGAGCUCCGAUCUCCCCGCUGAGGUUUCCAGGACGACCAAGGCUCCAAAAUACACGUACAGUCGACUGGACGACCUGAAGGCCGGAACCGUGGUCAACGCGUACGGAGUGGUGGUCUUCUUCAAACAGCCGUUCAAGAGCCGCGGCACAGACUUCUGCUCCACCCUGAAGAUCACCGAUCAGUCCAACCAGAAGAUCGGCUGCACCAUCUUCUGUGAGAAGCUGGAGGACCAUCCCAAAGUCUUUCAAGUCGGGGACAUCGUCCGCCUGCACAGAGUCAAGGUUCAGUUCUUCAAUAACUCCAUGACGCUGGUCAACACCUUCGGUUUCUCCGUGCUGGCGUUCGACGGGGCGGAGGGCGGAUCCAUGGAGCCGCGGACCUCCAGCCGCUCCUUCCACUUGGACCAGGAGGACCGUCGGACCGUGGAGGAGCUGAGGUCCUGGGCGGCCAGCCAGGACCUCCUCCCCCCGACUCCCACCACCCCUCUGUCUGCCGCUCAGCCCAAAGCUUACUUCGACCUGACCUGCCAGCUGCUGGCCAAAGCCCCCAUCGACACCACCUGCACCCUGCUGAGGGUGUGGGACGGGACCAGGUGUGCUCACCCUCUGCUGAAGGUGAUCGUGGAUCCGGACCUCAUGGAGGGACCGUCCUCCUUCUCCAAAGAGAGAGAGAGCCUCGUCGCCAACAUCCUCGUCUACGACAACCACGUGGAGCUCGCCGGGAAGCUCAAGCCGGGUGACUUCCUGAGGAUCUACAACCUACGAGCCAUCCCAGGAUCCAGUAAGGUGCCGGGCCUCACCAGCAGCCAGGAGGUGGAGGAGGAGGUGGAUUCCCUGGCGUUCCACCUGCAUGGGGGGACGGCGUUCGGCAGGGGGAUCCGGGUUCUCCCAGAGAACAGCCCUGAUGUUCAGGAGCUGAAGAGAGUGUUGGAGGCCGUCCCAAAGGAGGAAGAGGACGUCUUCUCCGAGCUCAAUGACUCUCAGCUGCUGGAGGAGUGGAGCACUCCACCAGAGUCUCUGGAGGCUGAAGCGACGGAGUGCAGCACAGAGAGGAGCUGUGAUCACGACACUCGGCCGACGACGCUGUCCGAGCAGAAGCGGUCCGAUCCGGGUCGAGUUCACCACCUCAGAGUCCAGAUGAAAUCCUACGAGCCCCGCAGACUCCACCAGGCUCUGAAGCUCUACUGCAGCAAGUGCACAACCAUGCAGGACGUCCCGGAUGAUGAGCUGGUCGCGGGUGUCUUCUCCGAGGCGUCGAAGGACUCCGGGCCCUGCAGUCCCCCGCCGUGGGCGCUCUCUGGACGGGUCGUCGUCUCCGGAGGUUCCCCGUCCUCCCCGAGACGAGCUGUGAGCGUCCACAUGUCCACGCAGCUGCUGUGUGAGGACAAAACCAGAGAGCUCCUCUUCCUCAUGGGUUCGACUCUGAAGGAAACGUGUCGACUGGCGGCCGGCUACCAGAACGUCGUCCCUGUGAGGUCAUCGGGAGGUCACAUGACUCUGCUGGACCUGUCGGCACCUUUCCUGUUCAGAGGCAGGAAGAGAUACUACGGGUGUAAGCGGUGCUCCGAUGUCUCAGUGAGGGAACCUUCAUGUUCUGAAGGAGUCCAGAUGAUGGAUGAGAAGGUCAUUGCAGAAGCUCUCGGCGUUCAGCUGCUGCAGUUCGUCCUGCUGAUGAAGCUGGAGCUGCAGGACGCCACCGACACGCUGGACGUCUUCCUGUGCAGAGACGCCGAGUUGUUCUUUGGCGUGUCGGCGGAGGACGUAGCGACCAAUCAGGAGGCUCAGAACAGCAUCCAACAAACGAUGGACUCCCUCUGUCCACCAGGGGGCAGCACAGGUGAGCGUCCGUGGAUGGAUUUGUGUCUGACUUCGUACCGAGCAGACGAUGACUCCGGACAGAAUCAAACCUGCUACCAGAUCUGCAACAGCACCGUCACCACCUCCACCUCCACGCACUCCAACCCCGCCUGAACCAGCUGCAGGUCAAAGGUCACCGGUUGAGUCCUGCGAGAAAGAAGAAGAAAAAACUGUUCUUUGUGGAUUUUAUUUAUAUUUAUUACUGAA